This is a messenger RNA of Cryptococcus wingfieldii CBS 7118, 1551 nucleotides long. RefSeq names its product choline kinase. Lineage: Eukaryota; Fungi; Basidiomycota; Tremellomycetes; Tremellales; Cryptococcaceae. The record is from RefSeq and is a predicted model, not a curated record. Gene Ontology annotation, molecular function: choline kinase activity; ethanolamine kinase activity. Bases 1 to 1551 code for a protein of 516 amino acids. The transcript has 6 exons. Gene Ontology annotation, cellular component: cytoplasm. Gene Ontology annotation, biological process: phosphatidylcholine biosynthetic process; phosphatidylethanolamine biosynthetic process.
AUGGUCCUCACGCCCCACGGCUCCCUCGACCUCCAGCCGCCCCCCCCGCCCCCCGCCGCCCUCUCCCCCCUCCUCCUCCCCGACCACCCGGCCACCGCCGACUCCUACUUCACCCGCCCCGUCCCAAAACACAGCAGGACAUCCGCCAGCAGCUUCUCCAAGCUCUCCGAGUUCAGCCUCGACAUCCCUCUCCUCGACGACAAGGACGGCAUCGUUGCAUCUCCAGAGCCCGUCGACGAGAACGGCGUCAGCGGCGUCAGGCAUACCGCCCUCAGUGUCGAUGCUAGCGAAUGGCGGCACCCCGUUUUCAAACAAAAAGUCCUUGCCGUUCUGCGACGCCUCCGGAUCCCGCGUUGGUCCUCGCCCGUUCUGACACCGACCAACGUUCACCUCCAAAAAGUAUCCGGUGCCCUGACCAACGCCGUCUUCUUCGUCUCCUUCAACCCGGCCCCGAACCCCACGUCCCCUUCCGAAUCGCCCCUCCUCACACCCACCAUCCUCCCUUCCGACCCGACCCAUCCCCCACCACUCACCCCCGAGCAGUACCCCCAGACUCUGCUGUUCCGUGUCUAUGGCCCCAGCUCUGACGCGCUCAUCUCUCGCUCAGAGGAGCUUCGCAUACUCCAUGUCCUCAACUCGCAGUACGGCAUUGGCCCAAAGGUGUAUGGCACAUUUACAAACGGGCGGGUGGAGCAGUUUUUCCCUUCGCGCGCUUUGACCGCCGAAGAAUUGCGGGAACCAGCCAUCUCGCGGGGCAUCGCACGCCGCUUGCGCGAGCUCCAUUCCGUCGACCUCCGUCUUCUAGGCUACGAACAAGGCAAGCACACGGAACCUGCUGUAUGGAAAUGUCUGAGGGAAUGGUCAGAAGCUGCCGAAGAAGUCUUGACGCAGCUCGAGGGUCUGGGGAGUAAAUGGGAGAACUGGGUGCAGAGAUUUAGCUUGCACAAGAUCAGAGAUGAAGUCAGGAUCUACCGGCAAUAUGUGGAAGCAAACGCUGGAAAAGGAAAGGAAGCCGUGUUUGCUCACAAUGACACUCAAUAUGGCAAUCUUUUGCGGUUAGACAACGACCUCCCUCCCAACACCCCAGAUCAUCGUCGUUACGUUGUGAUCGACUUUGAGUAUGCCUCCCCAAACCCUCGUGGGUUUGACAUUGCCAACCAUUUCCAUGAAUGGCGCGCAAACUACCAUCAUCCCACCCUCUCCCACUCCCUCCACCCCCACUUCCCCUAUCCCUCCAUCUCCCAGCGCUCUGACUUUUAUCGUGCCUACCUCUCCAUCACCGUCGACGGCUCCAACGGAAAAGAAAUUGUGGGCAAGAGACAGGAUGUGCCAGAGGAGAGGGUGCAGGCUUUGGAGAGGGAGGUGAGGCUUUGGAGUCCGGGAUGUAGUGUGUUCUGGAGUCUGUGGGGGAUUGUACAGGCACAAGAGCAUGUGGAUGCACUUGCAGAUGACAACAAGGAUUAUAAAUUAGAGUUUGACUAUCUGUCUUAUGCUGUUGAACGCCUUGAAAUGUUCAGGGAUGAGGCUAAAAAGAUGGGUGUCCCCCUAUAG